UGGGUGCCGGUAGCGGGUAGCGCCGGGCGAGCCGGGUUCCGCGGGACCGAUCACAGCGCCCGUGAAAACGCGUCGUCAGGUUUGCCAGCGUCCGCCGCCGCGGCGACAGAGUCAACAUCCGGCGACGCAGAGAUGCGCACGUUUCGGCGCUCGCCGAGGGGAGAAGGACGCCGCGAUCGCGAUUUCGGAACAUGAAAGCGAGAUGAAUGAUCGCGAUACGAGAACGAGGGCCUGAGGAGCGCUGGGCUUCCGGGACAGGACAAUCCGCGAGGGCGAUUCGAAAUCCGCCGUCUCGUCCGUGCGCUUGUCCACGAUCGUUUCUUAGUGUUGUCGCGUAUCAACGACCUCAUCAUCAUCGCCGUCGCCGUCGAUCCAUUGGACGGUCGCGACAGAACCGAUUCGCCGAGCGCUGCGCGUUUCGCUUUCUAGUCAUGUCAUCAGGAGCAGGUUCUAGUGGAACUGGGCGAGGUCGUGGUUCCUCCUUGGCAGACAAUAAACCAGACAGUAAAGAAGCUAAGCCAAAUCCAAAGAUGUCGAAAGCUUUAGGAACGUCCGCUAAGAGGAUACAGAAAGAAUUGGCAGAAAUUACGCUAGAUCCACCUCCGAAUUGCAGUGCAGGACCAAAAGGUGAUAACUUGUAUGAAUGGGUUUCUACCAUAUUAGGUCCUCCAGGUUCGGUUUAUGAGGGUGGUGUAUUCUUUCUUGAUAUACAUUUCUCACCAGAAUAUCCUUUUAAACCUCCUAAGGUUACAUUCCGAACGCGCAUCUACCAUUGCAAUAUAAAUAGUCAAGGAGUUAUUUGCUUGGACAUAUUAAAGGAUAAUUGGUCUCCUGCAUUGACAAUUUCAAAAGUCUUAUUGUCAAUAUGUUCCCUUUUAACAGACUGCAAUCCAGCUGAUCCACUGGUAGGUAGUAUAGCUACGCAAUACCUACAAAAUAGAGAAGAACACGAUCGCAUAGCACGGCUUUGGACCAAGCGCUAUGCUACAUGAGCAUAUUCUUUAUUCAUAUUAAACUCCUAUUAGUCUCAUGCCAACUUAUGAUCAUUGCUGCUCUCAUACAACUUGUCUCAUAUGUAGCGUGUACACAUCCUUAUGAUCAUGUUGGUCAGAAAACACAAGUGAGCAAAGACCGUUUGAGAUCAGCUCAAACAUGAUUGUGAUGUGCUUUUAUGUAGAGUAUGUAAUGUGCCUAAGGACGGAUGAAUGUGCGUGCAAGUGUUUAAAUAGUGUGCUAGGGCAUAACGAGACAGGAGUUUUUCACUUAAAAGUUACAAUGAGAUAGUAUUUAAAUGGAUUGUAUUGUUUACAAAAACAAUACCACGCACAAUGCUGCUAAUGUUUCUAGAAUAGGAGAUAACAUGAACAAUAUUGAUAAUCUAAACUGUAAGUAAUUAAUAGAUAUAUAGGCAAUAAGACGUAAACGUAGAGGCCCAUUUUUCCAUAUAAUUGAAUUCCCAUAUUUUUAUAUUGAAUUGUCUUAAAUUUAAAUUAUUAUGUUCACACAUGUGACGCCUGACUCAAAAUAUAGGCUAAUAGCAUGUAACUAUAAUUUAGCUAUGCUACAAAACUAUCGCAUACAAUUUUGUGUUCAUAAUACAGUAAUUGUAAUGUUCUGCAUGAAGCAGACAUUAAGAUUAUACUUGCGUAUCAGACAUAAUUCAAUUGUCUGGGCCCAUCCGCAAAAAUAAUAUUGUAAUUGUAAAUAAAUAUUAUUUACUGUAUACUUAUACGCUGGUACAUUCAAGAAAUCUUGUAAUUCUGACCUGGAUUUAUAUUCUGUCUAUACCAUAUAUGUGUAUGUAUAAAUUAAUGUUUUAAUGAUUGCACUGAU
Molecule: messenger RNA, 1833 nt
Organism: Mycetomoellerius zeteki
Lineage: Eukaryota; Metazoa; Arthropoda; Insecta; Hymenoptera; Formicidae
Gene: Ubc2
Product: ubiquitin conjugating enzyme 2
Source: RefSeq, a predicted model, not a curated record